ACACCUGGUUGUGCAAUGCCGCGUGUAAGGGCCGCUGAGCAGCGAAAGCGGAAACAUCUCCGGGCGGGCGCUCAGACCCACCCACGGGAGGCUCCGGACGGGGAGGCGCCGCGCCCUGGGCCUCUGCGCGGGGCUGCUGGGCGCCCUGUCCCCGCGCUCCGCUCGGCCGCCUCGGGGCCAGGUGAGGCCGGGCAGCAGCCCCGCAGCAUGGCGGAGGCCGAGGCCGCGGCUGAAGACCUGGACGCCCUCAUCGACGACAUGGACUACCUGCCGGGCCACUUCCACCUGGAGAUGCAGCUGAACUUCGAGCCGCGCUCGCCGGCCCCGCUGCGCGCCCGGGACCUGCGGCUGCAGCGCGAGGGCGCGCGGCGGGAGCUAGAGCUGGCGGCUGCCCCGCAGCGGCCGGGGGCGCAGCACCUCCUGGGCGUCUUCGCCUUCUACCUGGAGGAGCUGGACGAGGCCCGCCAGCGCUUCCUCGAGGUGGCCCGCGAGGACCCGGGCAACCUCAACGCCUGGGCCAACCUGGCACACGUAUAUGGGCGGCUGGGACAGGAGCAAGAGGAGGAGGCGUGCGCCGCGCGGCUGGCCAGCCUCAUGGGCCUGGACGCGGACCCCGAGGCCGGCGGGGCCGCCCCGCUCCGCGCCGCGCGCUGCCUGGCUGAGCAGGGCUACGCGCACGGCUUCGACGUGGGCUGCGCCAGCCCGGAGGAGCGCGCGCGCGUGCUGGUGGCAGGGCUCGCACUCUACGACAAGGCGCUGGGCUACGGGCAGCAGAUCCCCACGGAGGAGAAAAGGGGCUGGUACUUCACCAUGGCAACACUCCUCAUCAGGCUGGACGGCAUCUUCCUGGAGCUGGGCAGUGAGGAGCAGAAGAGGCUGCCCGCCUUCAACCGCACGCUGGCUCUGCUCCGGCAAGUCCUCAAGGCCUCCAACACCUGCCAGCGAGCUCUGGCCUGGUGCUACCUCGGGAUGCUGCUGGAGAGGAAGGACACCUUCUCCACCACCCCGAUGGGCGUCCACGACUGCGGGUACUCGGGCACCGACCCGCUGGACUGCUUUGGCAAGGCCAUCGAGAUUGCCAAGGACCAACCUCUCAUCCUCAAUCGCCUGGCCAAAAUCUUCCACUUCCUAGGAAAACAGGACAUGGCCAUUGGAACCUGUAACAUGGCCCUGGAUGUCCUGGGAGAUCCAGAGCUCAACUGGCAGGCAUACUGCACCAGGGCCAAGAUCCACACCACAGCCUACCUGCAUGACCUGGAGCGGGCCAAGGCAGGGCUCGGAGGCAUGCCCGACAGGAGCCACCUGGCCCAGGCCAAGGCCGACCUCGAACAAGUGGUCAGCGUGUGCCCAGGCCUCAGGACCUACCUGGACAUCAGCCAGGUCUACUACUACAUGGGCGUGGACGCCGUGCAGGAGCUGCUGGCGGUGGAUGAGGCGGCACUCAACCAGGCGCUGGUCUUCCUGGCCAAGGCCGGAGAGUCGGAGCUGGGCGCCGCGCUGCCGGAGCUGCAGCUGCUGCGCGGCAAGUGCCUGCGCAUCAAGGGCGAGGACGCCAACGCGGCGGCCUGCUUCAAGCGCGCCGUGGAGCUGGACGACGCGGGCUCCAGCCGCCCCGAGGGCUUCGGCUGCCUGCUCGAGGCGCUGCUGGCGCAGUGGAGCCAGGCGCAGUUGAGCGACGGCGAGCUGGGCCACGAAGUGGACGCCUGGCUGCGCCACGCCCAGGGCAAGUACCCGGAGGCCAGCCUGCGCCAGGAGCUGCAACGCGUGUGGCGCGGCCACACGGAUGAGGUGCUGGGACUGGCCCGUGCCUUGGUGGCCCAGGGGCGGCUGGGGCUGGUGCGGCUGCUGUUCGAGACCAUGGAGCGCGCUGGGGACUGUGCGGGGGAGCGGCGAGGCCGGCGGGCCUUCUCCCUCUGAGCCCCGGCAAAGGCCCGGGCCUCUGGGCAAGGGCGAGGCCUCGCCCCGUCCCCAGGUGAUUGGGCCCGCCCUGCCAUUGGCUUGUAAGCGGAGCCAAUCAGAUUCCUUUUCAGGAAUUGUGAAUGGGGACGUUGAAACCCUGCCAUUCCAAAUUCCCGCUGUGGCAGAAAGACCUGAUUUCAGAUGGCAAAGGACUCUGGAAACCGGUGUGAGGCCGCUAGGAAACUGAGCCCGCUGAGGGACAGAAUUAAGCUGACUUCGAAUCUGCUGAGAGAAACAGAAGGGUGUUGCCUCAGUUGUGGCGGUUUUCUAGUCCCUGCGCUCAAGUGCCUGUCUUUGAGUCUCAGGAGCCAUGCUCAACUGAGCCUGGGCUAGGACAGAGGGCGGGGCCCCCGGACAGCGGGCUGGGGAGGGGCCCUUACUCAAGCCUGGGUGUCCCGGCCCUCGCGCACCCAUUUUCCAGCAGGCCUCAUUCCUGUCAGCUUGGCCUGAAAAGACUCCCAAACUCCUUGAAAUAAAACUCAUGCACAGAACCUCUA
This is a messenger RNA of Chinchilla lanigera (long-tailed chinchilla), 2456 nucleotides long. It is a transcript of the gene Ttc22, whose product is annotated as tetratricopeptide repeat domain 22. Gene Ontology annotation, molecular function: protein binding. The record is from RefSeq and is a predicted model, not a curated record. Lineage: Eukaryota; Metazoa; Chordata; Mammalia; Rodentia; Chinchillidae. The transcript has 7 exons. Bases 16 to 1917 code for a protein of 633 amino acids.